Larimichthys crocea (large yellow croaker) is the source of this 3391-nucleotide messenger RNA. RefSeq names its product CD36 molecule (CD36 blood group) (gene cd36). Gene Ontology annotation, cellular component: cytoplasm; cell surface; caveola. NCBI's taxonomy places the organism in Eukaryota, Metazoa, Chordata, Actinopteri, Sciaenidae. Gene Ontology annotation, molecular function: low-density lipoprotein particle receptor activity; low-density lipoprotein particle binding; scavenger receptor activity. Bases 258 to 1670 code for a protein of 470 amino acids. The transcript has 12 exons. Gene Ontology annotation, biological process: lipoprotein transport; amyloid-beta clearance by cellular catabolic process; long-chain fatty acid import into cell. The record is from RefSeq and is a predicted model, not a curated record.
CAUUAUAUAACACCACUUAUGUCCCUGGGCACCUCCCAGAGGUAUCUGUACCUUUACCUGGCCUCAACUGCUCCGUCAGCUCCUCUAAUGGUACAGCCUGCCCGUGCUGCUGCUGCCUCUGGGACACAAACACACAGACGAGCCGCACAUACUAGCACACACCACAAACACACAGGCAGAAGGAGAACAGUCUGCCAGGCAAGCAAGGCAGACAGACAGACGCACAGUCGGACAGAAGGGAAACGUACACCACCACCAUGGGCUGCUGUACCAGAGAGUGCGGGCUGAUAGCCGGAGCUGUGUUUGGGGCGGCAGUAGCCAUCCUGGGAGGUGUCCUUAUCCCACUGGGUAACAGCAUCAUUGAGAAGACAGUGGAGAAGGAAGCUGUCAUUGAGAAUGGAACGACAGCUUAUGACAACUGGGUGGCUGUAGGCGGAACGGUGUACAGGCAGUUCUGGUUAUUUGAUUUGAAGAACCCCCUGGAGGUUUUGGGGUAUGGCGCGAUUCCAGUAGUAGUGGAAAAAGGACCUUACACAUACAGGACAAGAUAUCUUCCCAAAGAAAACAUCACAUUUAACCCCAAUAACACUGUCUCCUUCCUGCUGCCGUCCGGUGCCAUCUUUGAGCCGUCGAUGUCAGUAGGACCAGAGGAAGACAAAGUCACCACCCUCAACAUGGCUGUGGCUGGAGCUUAUUCAUUGGUCCCAAAAAUUCUUCAUGGUGUGGUGGAGAAAAUGAUAAACUCAAGCAACUCCUCCUUAUUCCAACGUCGUACAGUCAAGGAAAUCAUGUGGGGUUACACAGACCCCAUGUUGAGUCAAGUAUUGGCUCUAUUUCCAAAUUACAACGAGUCAUUUGAUGGCCCCUACAAUGUCUUUAAUGGAAAGGAUGACAUCUCUAAGGUGGGAGUAAUUGACAGGUGGCGAGGAGAGAAGAAAUUAUCUUUCUGGAAUGACCCGUACUGUAACAUGAUCAAUGGGACAGAUGCUUCGUCUUUCCCUCCCUUUGUGGACAAGAAAAAACCCCUCUAUUUCUUUUCAUCGGACAUCUGCAGAUCUGUGCCAGCAAGUUUUGUGGAGAACCUAGAUCUGCUGGGGAUUGAAGUGUACCGCUACUCCCUGCUGCCAGACACAUUGGCCGCCCCUACGGUCAACCCAGACAACCAGUGUUACUGCAAAGACCGAGUGGUCACCAAGAAUUGCACCAUAGCUGGAGUACUAGACAUCAGUUCCUGCCAGGGUGGAAGACCUAUCUACAUCUCUCUGCCUCACUUCCUUUAUGGCAGUCCCUUACUGCAUAAGAUGGUGAUGGGCCUCAAUCCCAGCGAGGAGCACCACUUCACCUACCUGGAUGUGGAACCUACAACCGGCUUCACCUUGAGGUUUGCCAAGAGAAUUCAAGUGAACAUGAUGUACGGACCAUCAAAGGUCAUCACGGUGCUUAAGAAAGUCAAGGAUUACACCAUAUUCCCCCUUGUUUGGAUGAAUGAGACGGCUGCGUUGGAUGACGAAACGGCAGACAUGUUUAAGAGGGAGCUCUUCUCCCGCGUUGCGAUGUUGGAGAUGAUACAGCAGGCGCUGCUGGGCACCGGUUUGGCCAUCUUCGUCCUGUGUUUUGUCUUCUACUGCGUGUUGAAGAGAAGGAACGGAAACCAAUCCAAGUUUGUGUGAUCCAAGUGUCUGUUGUUGUGUGAGCACCGUGCAUCUAAGCUGCUAUGGGACAUCAAACCUUUUGAUAUAGACCUGCACUUUUUUGGAAUUUCAGUGCUAUUUAUGUCAUACCUCCUUUGAUAACAAAGGAGGAGAUACUGUGAUUUUGUAAAACUCAAAGAGCUGAAUUCCUUUGCCAAAUAUUGUUUUAAUUGCAAACACUGUAACAUUAGCUCAAUCAGGGAUGUCUAAAGGGAGGGGAGACUCCUCUGAACUGUCAGGUCAUCAAUUCACACUGAGGAAAAAUGAGAAAUCCUGUACAAUAAAACGGACAUGAAUCUAACCUUACACCAAUAUUCACGUAAUUUGCUGAGCUAGUACCUUCAAAAAUGAAUAAAAUCUGAAAAAGAGUUUUUCACUGGGUGUCCUAUUCCUAAUGUUGGGUUGUUCCAAUCUGGUCUACCCCCCUACUCAGUCCAAAAUACAGUAGAGACCUGUUGAAACAAACCUCCACAUUGUGCACGCUGAAGCAAAGUAUUUGGUUUCCUCUUUACCUUGAGUGGCCCAUAAAUCAAAAAGAGUAUUAAAAAAAUGGACUGGGGGAUGAUUACACCGUGGUUAUGAGCGGUACUUGGGUUUGUUUGGUGAGAAAGCAGUAUUUCUGCCCAGCAGAGAGACCUCUUUUAGAUUUUAUGGGUUUUAAAUGACCCUCUGCAGCCUCCUCGUGUCGUUGAUUUUACUGUUCGGUCCAAAUCUGACAUGUUACACACAUAUAUGCGUUUCAUUAAGAUUACAACAGACAUUACAUUUCUUCCUUGACGUGGCGCAGUUUGCAACCUUGAGGGAUUGUCCACUGAGAUUUAGGACAGACGUUUUUGUCUGAAAAGCUGGACCCUCUUAAGCAUCCACGUAAUAUUAAACCCAUAAAUUAUCCAUAACCGUUUGCGGCUGGUUGGACCUGAUCCCAGCUGACAUCGGGCAAGACGUGGAGUACAGCCUAGACAAGUUGCUAGUUCAUCAGAGAGCCAACUUUAGCCAACUUAGAGUCACCAAUUAACCUACUAACCAGGUCUUUGGUUAAACCGGAAGCAGACACAAGGAGAACAUGCAAACAUUACACAGAAAGGUCCCAGUUGACUGGGGGUGCUAACCACUGUGCCGCCAAGUAGUAGUCAACGUUGAAUUGCUGUUUUUCCCAGUCUCCGCACUAAGGUAGACUAACCAGCUGUUGGCUUUAGCUUCAUAUUUAUCGUACAGACAUGAGUCGUAUCAAUCUUCUUAUUGAAAUCUCAGCAAGUAAGCAGAUAAGGUUAUUUCCCCAAAUCACAUAGUGAUAACAGUGUGAAUGUUCCUUUAAAACAAUAUAACAAGACUUCAUACAGUAGCAUGACAUGGCCCAUCGUGGGAGGGGACAGAGGGAAAUCAUAGUGAUAAAAAUGUUUGACAAUAAAAUGCAUGAUCUUUCUGUAAAACUGAGAUUCAUCUGAACAGAUUUAUUCGGGCUAUCAUGACAUUAAUAAAUAGAAAUACACGUUUCAUAAACACUGAAAUUACACCGAGUGACGUGAAGCUGACAUGAUGCCGGUCACACAGUUUUAUUAAAACGUGGAGCAGAUGAGGGAAGAAGUACAGCUAGAAAGUCUUUUUUUUUCUCAAAUAAAAAUAAUCCUGUAUGUCUCCGCAAUUUGCAGAUACAGUCAUAGGUGGUGAAAUAUGCUGAAAUUAUAUACACAAUGAAAAAA